UUUGGCCUCUGGGGACUCAGAUUCCGGGUUUCUUACGAGGCCUGGACUGCCUGUUACUUCUGUUCUUCAGGAGUAUAAAGCAGCCCUUUGUCCCGGGCACCUUCACCGCCCGGCCCCGGGUCACUUUUGAUCUCGCCGCUUUUAGGCCUUGAAGUUGGGGGUAGACUCGGUCUUCGGGCCUGAAUCACCAUGAUUCUUCAAAGGCUCUUCGGGUUGUCCUCUCUCAUUCGGUCUGCGGUCUCAGUUCAUUUGAGGAGGAACAUUGGUGUUACAGCAGUGGCAUUUAAUAAGGAACUUGAUCCUGUACAGAAACUCUUCGUGGACAAGAUUAGAGAAUACAGAACUAAACGACAGGCAUCUGGAGGACCGGUUGACACUGGCCCAGAAUACCAGCAAGACCUAGAGAGGGAACUUUUUAAGCUUAAGCAGAUGUAUGGUAAAGCAGACAUGAAUACAUUCCCGGACUUCAAAUUUGAAGAUCCUAAAUUUGAAGUCAUUGAUAAACCCCAGUCUUGAAGAAAUAAUGUAAAAUUUAUUCGAUAAUUUGUUCUAGAUUAGUUGUACAUCUGGAUCAGAAUAAACAUACAUUUCUCAACUGUCAAAUGUUCUUUUAAUUCUGAUUCCAAAUAAAUUAUUUGGUGAUGUUGGGUGUGCA
Molecule: messenger RNA, 655 nt
Organism: Neogale vison (American mink)
Lineage: Eukaryota; Metazoa; Chordata; Mammalia; Carnivora; Mustelidae
Gene: ATP5PF
Product: ATP synthase peripheral stalk subunit F6
Exons: 4
Coding region: 190-516 (108 amino acids)
Biological process (GO): proton motive force-driven ATP synthesis
Molecular function (GO): proton transmembrane transporter activity
Source: RefSeq, a predicted model, not a curated record